Molecule: messenger RNA, 1127 nt
Organism: Ixodes scapularis (black-legged tick)
Lineage: Eukaryota; Metazoa; Arthropoda; Arachnida; Ixodida; Ixodidae
Exons: 3
Coding region: 1-1041 (346 amino acids)
Molecular function (GO): zinc ion binding; nucleic acid binding
Source: RefSeq, a predicted model, not a curated record
AUGAUCGACGUAAGUCAAUCAUUCACCAAACGUAAGCAAGCCUACGCAGCCUUGCAUACGAUUUGUACAACAUACAAGUACAAAUUGUACAACUUGCGUUGUACAAUUUGUACAACGCAAGUGGACAUUGCCGCUGCAGAUAAGGAAUUUCUCGUUCGGAACGGAGUCAGCACCUACAAGUGUAAAGAGUGCACCAGAGAGCAAGGAACCAAUCCGUCUAGGCUUUGCAUCCACGACUUGCCCAGCAGUAUGAAGCCCGGCAUUGAAGCGUAUGAUGUGCCGGACGACGUUGUGCGUAAGGAAUUGGAGCCGUAUGGCAAGGUCCUGGAAGUGAGCCGGGAGAAGUGGAAUGUUGAAGGCUUCCAAGGGAUCGAAUCAACGACAAGGUGUGCGCGGAUGACACUGAACGAAGGCGGCACGGCCGAUACCAUGCCACACCAGCUUCGGAUCCAAGGUGGUAACGUACUUGUUGUGAUCCCUGGUCGGGCGCCCUUGUGCUUACGCUGUAAGCGCACAGGUCAUAUUCGACGAGAAUGCAGGGCGCCGAAGUGCUCGGAGUGUUUUCGCUUCGGGCAUUAUGGCACCGAAUGUGUCAGGUCGUACGCCAGGGUGGCCAGCGGGGCCGGGACGGCCGAGGCCGAGACCAAUGACCACGCCAUGGAUGCCGAGGAAGCGGAGCGUACUAUCCAGGGCUUGGCGCCAGAAGUUUCAACCCCUGCCAAAGAACGCAAGAGUGAAGGAAGCAGCUCCUUGGGGGCAGCGAGAGAGAACGGAGGUCAACCGGAAGGCGCACCUCCCAGCGGUGCCGACGUGAAACCCUCUGAUGCCGGAACAGACAAGGAAUCGAACGACGCAAGCACCAACGGACCUUCAGAUAUGGACGACACCAGCGAGUCAACUAAGCGAGCCUUCGAUGACGAUACGGCAGCAGGAAACGGAGCACGCCAACUACACCCCUGGAUGGAACGCACGAAGAAGGGGCGUUACCAGCCCGCGCCCAACGAUCCUAAAGAGGAACGUCGGCGCAGGGAAAGCAAGUAAGGCGUUCUUUGCCUGGUUUCCUGGUGUUUAAGAUUGCUGCAUCAAGACAACUUGGACCCUGACUGCUUAGGUUUUUAGUGUCUGCA